This is a messenger RNA of Mesorhabditis belari, 1002 nucleotides long. The record is from the annotation of a GenBank genome assembly. NCBI's taxonomy places the organism in Eukaryota, Metazoa, Nematoda, Chromadorea, Rhabditida, Rhabditidae.
AUGAAUUCGCCGAAUCAUUUGCCAUCCGCCUCACCCGUUCCCGUAUCACCAUCCAACCAACCACCAUCUCCAAUGGAAGAUCAAUCGCCGCCACGUUCGCCAAAGAUGGUGCAAUCCAAAGAUGGUGCAAUCAGAGGUGGCGCAAUCAGAGAUGGUGUAAGCAGAGAUGGUGCAAUCAGAGAUGGUGCAAUCCCAUCAGCGAACGAUCCAAUGGACCCGCCUUCAAAAAUUCCAAACAAUCACAAAGAUCUCGAUAAUGUUGCUGAGAAGCUGAUGAAUUUGGUCCUUGAUGACCAAAUUCACCAGCUAAAUUCACCAGCAUCGCCAUUGCCAAGCUUUGAGCCAACUAAAGUAUCAGAGUCCAUCUCAACGAAUGUUCACUUGGACACACCAAUAAUUGAUGAAGAUACUCGGUCGAUUGAUCCUGUGAAAAAGGAAAAUGUUGAAGUCGUGGCUGACGAUUGUGAUGACGAGUUUAUCGAUGAUCAAGAGCCGAUCUAUAGUCAUUUGAGCUCUUUCUAUUCAAGAGAUUUUCAUGAAAUUUCGCCUAAUAGCCAUGGAAAUGCAAAUAUCGAUGUGAACCCUCAACAUUCAUUCAUCAACGAAAAUACUUCACCGUUUGAAGAUGAUUCGAUUUUUGCCUACGUUGGACUUCCACCACUCCGGACAAUCCGUACGUCUUUUACGAGAGAACAAUUACGGGCCCUAAAUCGUUACAUCCGAAAUGGGAAUCAAAAAUGGAAACAUUAUUCCAAAAAUGGAAACAUUUGUGAUGGCGAGUGUAUCGAUUCUCAAGAGCCGAUUUAUAGUCGUUUGAGCUCUUUCUUUUCAAGAUGUUUUCAUGAAAUUUCGCCUAAUAGCCAUCAAAAUGCAAAUAUCGAUGUGAACUCUCAACAUUCAUUCAUCAACGAAAAUACUCCACCACAGGCAUUUGAAGAAGAUUCGAUUUUUGCCUACUUUCGAUUUCCAAAGACUCCGGAAAAGCCACACGUCUUUUAUGAG